UUUAUGAAAGAAAGAUAUUCACGGUCGAAUGAUCAACUAGUUCAUUUUCGGUUUUCAUUUUGUGGUUUGUAGAUCGAUCAAGACAACCUUACAAUAUACAUGUACGUACACAUUUGUUACAUGUCGGCUUAAUCUUAAUAAAAUAAACAAGGACGACCAAUUCAUCUAGCUCAUUUUCCCCUCAAUUUGAACUAGUUUCGUUUUGAUUUUCAAGGAAAAUAUAUUGCAUGCUGCGUCACCAAUACGAAAGUUAGGAACAUGCUUUUUUUAAAUUUACCAGUUUAUUAAAAUUCCAAAAAAAAAAAAAAAAAAAAAAAGAAUCUUAGGUGAACACCAACGCAGCAAACUAGACUAAAUAUUAACUCUUUCUGUCCUUUAUCGGUAUCAUUAAAGUAGAAAUGGAUACAUAUCAAGAUGGGAGGAAGUUAUGGACACAUAAGCAAAAUGAUGGUGAUAAAGAACACCAAGCCAUGGCGUCCCUAAACACAAAGUCAAAAUCUUUCACAACCACAUGCCCAGCUCAGAUGCCGGGAAUGGUGCAUGAAGGGACAGGUGCUACAGAUCUAGAACAGUCUGUUACACAACAAAAGGGUGACAUGCACGAAUCCAUUGACCAACAUUCUCCAUGUGAAGCUACGGGAAGCGAAGAGAAGAUGGAAACAAACUGCACUCCCUGCAAAGACAGCAAAUGUCAGCAGGAAGACAACACAGGUGAAAAAUUGUUUCAGAUUUUGAUUGAAGUAAAAUACAAUGUCAGAACUGGAACGGAACACAAAACCAAUUCAGAAUUUAAAUGUAACCUGCAUGAAUACAUGAUAUGGAAGUAUAUAAUGAAUUCACCGAAACAGUGUGGCAAAUGUAACUGCCACUUUAAUUCCACUGAAGAGAGUAUAACACUCUUACCAGACUCUUCGGUUACUAUAAAUUUCCCAGUAAACAACAAGGAUCAUGCCAGGCGGAUUACAGAAAAGGUCUUUCAUUACGUUAUCCAUCAUCUCGGCAAAGUACUUACUGUGGAAACAAUUGAAAUAAAGAAGAGAAACAUUAAAACAGAGGCGGAUAAAUUGAAUGAAAGAUUUGGCCGGGAGAUAGCUUGUGCUAUGGUAAUCGAAGAUCAGAUUUACAUUGUAUUUCCCAGAUCUGGUAGGGAAUGUGUGAUGAAACUUCUCGAAGAAUGCAUGAGGGAUAGGGAACAUGAUUUAAUGACACAAACAAUAUACCUUCCUAGGAUGAUUAGUAAAUUUGCUUCCGUGAUGGAACAUUGUUUUGACGCUGGAAAUACAGGCAUUGAUUAUAAAUUGGAAGAGAUAGAAGGCCAGCUAGUUUGCAUAAUAAAUGGACAUAAAGCUGAUGUAAAUGAAGUUGUUCUAAAGCUUAGAUCAGUUGAAGCAAAACUGGCGCAUAUAGAUGUGAAGUUCUCUACAAGAAAGGAGAAUGGUCUGAAACACUUGUGUGUUGAGAAAGUGAUAAAUGAACAUCUCAGAACUUCAUUUCCAAACUGCGUUUUCGAGCAAACAGAUACACAUCUGCGUUUGUACAGUUCUGAAGCGAGAGUUUUGUCUGAUGCAGCAGCCUAUGUCGCUGAAUUGAUAACAGAAUGGGAUACACAAAUUCAGGAAAAAUUCAGGGAGAGUAAGGAAGAUCUUGUACACCAUUUACACGGCAAGUAUGAGGGUAAAAUUAUGGUGGAUGUUGACGGCGAAUUUCAUUUGUACAUCGUAGGUCUGAAAAAAGAUGUUGAAGAAGCACGUGGUGAAUUGAUAGAUAUACAGGAGGGUAGAAAAUCACUGAAUGCAACUAAAAGUCUGUCAUCAGAAUUGCAGCAUGAAACUACAGACGUUUACAAGGUACGUAAUGCAAAGCAUUUGAAAUAUUUUGAAAAACCUGUCUUCAUUGAAAAUAUUGAAGAUGAGUUCAAGGUCAGAGUUGCUUGCGUUCGUGAACGUUAUGCUGUAGAAAUUACUGGUUUCGAAAAAGAUGUGAGGAAGGCUAUGGAAUGCUUACACCAAAUAGAGCGUACUGUUGUAUCGGAUUGUGUUGUCAUCGUACAAAAUACAGCAGUAAGGUUUUUCGAAUCCAACUCCAGCAAGGAUUUCUUCGACAAUAUCGAAAGGAAAUUUGAUCUUUGUCUCGAAAAGCAAAGCAUCCAGACAUUUAGCAAUGAUAAAGCGAAAGUUUCCAAAACUAAACAUAACGAGUACAAUUUGUGGUCGUUCUCUACAGAGAGAUCAUUAUAUUUGGAACAGUUAAGUGUAGAAAAAGUGAUUGCUUGUGUCAAGAUAAUACCCUCAACGCAAAGAGUAAAAACAGGUGACCAGAUUGUCAAAGGGCAGCAUGUGGUCAAUGUGGGCUUGCCUGAUUGGACUGAUGGUAAACAUUCGGAACGUGAAGAAUUGAACAAAAUCUUAUCACAAAUCUUCCAUGAAAUCGAUGAAAUAAAAGAAAAUUCAGUUGCUGUAUCAUUAAAAUCAACUGCAAAAUGGACUUUUGAUUUACUUAUGCGGUGUAUUGUGGAAUUUACUGUGAAAUGGUUGAUGGCGACCCCAGACAAAAAACCAAGUUCAGUUAAACUGUGUACCAUUGAAGGAAACUUUUCCUUAACAGAUGAAUACAUAGACAGAUGUGUGGAGACCUCAAUUGCAGCAUUGCAGGGUACAGAUAAACUUAAAGUUGCAGUUUGUAAAGGACAGUUGGACAAAAUGAAGGCGGAUGUAUUGGUGAAUACAGCGGCUUCUAACUUAGACCUUACCAAAGGCAAUGUAUCAGCAGCUCUGUUGAGAACAGCUGGUGAAGACCUCCAGCAAGAAUGUUGGAAGCAUUACAAAAAAGGUAUUAAGCAUGAUGAAAUUGCAGUGACCAGCGGUUACAAUACAGGAAGUAAGAAAGUGUUUCAUAUGACACUGCUGCCGUAUUCACAGACGUCAACGAAAAACUGCAUAGAGUACGUAGGAAAAGCUAUGAUGCGUUGCUUGAAAACCGCUUCAGACUGUAGAUAUACAUCAAUUGCCUUUCCUGCCAUGGGGACUGGUUCUCUAGGCUAUCCAGCGGAGUUGAUUGCUGCUGAAAUGUUUGGGUGUGUAGAAAGAUUCAAACAAGACUGCCUCAAUACAACGCUGAAGGAAAUAAUGUUUGUUAUUUAUGAUAGAGAUGUUGAACUUCUUCAGUAUUUUGAAAAGGUGGAAAGAGAAGUAAACGCAGCAGUACUGUCAACAGCUGAAAGCCAUCAAAUCAAAAUAGAGAUUAUUGGUGAAAAGGGAAAUGUGGAUUACGCGAAAGAACUUUUGGAAGCAAAAGUUAGCAGUUUGUUGGAAGAUAAGAACAUACAUAACCCUGAUGACAUUUCGAGAAUUUCCAGUACAACGUCUGAACAAAUAGGUGAUGAUACUAUAGAUCAUGUAAAACACACGAGUGUUCACGUCGAAAGUAAAUUGAAGGGUACUGAUAAUUCCCAAUAUCCUCCAUCAGAUAAAACAGAGUUCAUGAGCCAAAAUGAAGAAAUGAUGGAGACAGAAGAAUGUUAUGUCGGUCCAUUUCCGACUUGUCCACCACCUCGAGGACAGUAUGAAAGGAGCUUCUCGUGGUCUACACAUACAAAGAACUUACGCGUAUAUGAAUGUGAAAAAUGUUUGGUAAGAGUAUACGGAGGUGACAUAUUAAACGUUCCAGUUGACUGUAUUGUUAAUGCCGCCAACAAAGAUCUUCAGCAUUAUGGUGGUGUUGCACAUGCAAUUGCUUCAGCUGCCGGUGAAACGUUUCUUCGGGAGUCAAAAACUGUGAUUCAGAAUAAAGGUCCUUUACAUGUUACAUCAGUUGAACGUACUGGCGCCGGGGAUCUUCCAUAUGAAUGUGUUAUGCAUGCCGUUGGUCCACGUUGGGAUGAUUAUAAACCAGUGACGAAGUAUAAUUUGAACAGAUGUGCUGAGGACCUCAAGAACACUGUCGUUAACUGCUUACAAUUAGCUGAUGACGGACAAAUUACAAGUAUUGCAUUCCCAUCUAUCAGCUCAGGUUUGUUUGGUGUUCCUAGAGAUGUUUGUGCAAUACAGUAUGCAGAAGCGGUGAAAAAGUUUAGCAGAAGAAAGCAAACGUUAAGCGAAAUUCACUUCGUUGACGAGAGUCAUGAUAUGAUUGACAUAAUACAGAAAGCCUUUAAAGCUAUAAUAACUGACGGGAAGCAAGCACCGUUUGACAUAAAUGUCUACUUGGAUCGCCCAACAGCGGAUGGAGCCCCUUCAUUGGUAUACUAUAACAAGGGGAAAACAACCCCGAAAAAUACAGCAAGGGACCGGCCGAAACAUCUCAUACCUAAAAAUGAAACACUGAAGGAUAUCUAUCAGUCUGACCUAAAUGCAGCAUACAUUUUUGAAAGAAAGAAAUUAAAAUGUUACUUUCCAUCAAAUUGUGUGGUCGAAGUAUAUGAUUAUGAUAUUAUGAGAAUAUCUGGUGUUGAUGCAAUAGUUUGCAGCGAAAACAGGGAGGGAGACGCAAAAGGGAUGAUAGCGAAUUCAUUGCUCAAAGAAGGAGGACGAGACUACAGUCGGAUGAAAGCUGUUCAGUUUUCAGGUUCAAGAAAGUAUGGCGAGGUGAUCACAAUCCCUGGUGGGAGAAACAGAUUCAAGUGGGUAAUGCAUGCGGUUGUUUCGAGAAAAGAUCACCAUAUAAUUCCAGUCAUAUAUAGAAAGAUAUUCACAGAAACAAUGACAAGAAAUAUAACGUCAUUAGCGUUACCGGUAAUGGGAACAGGUGUUGGCGGUACCAACCCGGUGAUCAGUGCAGAGAUGAUGUUCUCUGAAUGGGUUCAUUUCUGCAAGAGAAACAGAAUUAGAUCACUCACAUUGCAUGUAGUUAUAAAUGACGCGACAGUAGCCAGUUUAGUGAAAGAUGUUUUCAAGAGUCAUAUAGAUGAUAUCAACCAGUCAUGUCCAAGUACAGACGUAAAUAAAGAUGGGGCAAGUGUGUCUGGUUUGGAACUGGAAACGUCGGCUAAGCAUGCAAAAGAAAUGGAAAAAGUGGAAAAAGACAAAACAGUUGGUGCAACAGAUGAUCAACCUGCUACCAAAGAUGACUGUGUGAUAUGCAUGGAUAAAGUAACCAGUCCAAAGAAACUGCGAUGUGGACACGUGUUCUGCACAGAAUGUAUAGAAGGAUAUUUCCGAGUAAAGAAGGUGUGUCCAACAUGUGGCAAAGUGUGUGGCAUCAUCACCGGCGACCAGCCCAAAGGAAUUAUGGAAAUUCUUAAGAGACGUCCAUGUGUAGCAGGAUAUGAGCGACACAAAAGUAUUGCUAUAACGUAUCGCUUUCGCCCAGGAAAACAAGGGUAUAUGUUGCAGCCUGACCACCCUAGACCUGGCGUUCCUUACAAACCAGUCGAUCGAACUGCAUAUUUACCUGACAACAAAGAAGGUAGAGAGAUAUGUGCCAUGCUAAAGGUUGCUUUUGAGCGGCGGCUAAUUUUCACUAUUGGAACCUCAAGGACUACUGGACAGGAGGGAGUUAUUACAUGGAACGACAUACACCAUAAGACAGACAACAAACCGAAUACACAGUUCGGCUAUCCCGACAAUACCUACUUGCAAAGGGUUCGUGAUGAGCUGGAAGCUAAAGGUGUGACCAAAGAAGAUGUGGAUAGGAAUUUCAUCAAGCAGCUAGAAAAAGAUGAUUUCCAACAAACCGUCUAUUAAACAGUGAAUAAGUCUGGUGACAUUAAUGUAAUAGACAAAAUUAGAAUACUAGUAGUCUAUCUAAAUAACCACUCUUUUGGAGCAUAUAGUGUGAUCACCUCAAAAGUAAGUCAUGUCUGCCGGUUAUCUUAUUUAUGUUGUUUUAAGGAUCAUAAAGGAAAUUAAUUUAUCUUUCAAAGUGAAUUAAUAUUUUAGAAUUUUGUACAGUUGUUUGUAAUGUAUGAAUAUCAAAUUGUUAUGGACAAAUAGAAGAGAUUUUCGAGAGAGGUAUCACAGAGUGAUUUUUAGCUCACCUGUCACGAAGUGACAAGGUCAGCUAUUGUGACCGCUUGAUGUCCGUCGUCCGUCGUGCGUCGCCCGUCAACAAUUUGUAAAAAAAUCUUCUUGAAAACCACUGGGCAGAAUUACACCAAACUUCACAGGAAUGAUCCUUGGGUGUCCCCCCACCCCUUUCAAAAUUGUUCAAAGAAUUGAAUUUUAUGCAGAACGCUGGUUGCCAUGGCGACCGAAAGGAAAAACUUAAAAAAUCUUCUAAAAAUCUUCUUCUCAAAAACCAGAAGCCCUAUAGAGCUUAGAUAUUUGGUGUGAAGUAUUGCCUAGUGGACCUCUACCAUGUUUGUUUAAAUCAUGACCCCGGGGUCAAAAUUGACCCAGCCCCAGGGGUCACUUGAUUUUACAUAGGAAAAUCUUAAAAAAUCUUCUCAAAAACCAGAAACCCUAGAGUUUAGAUAUUUGACAUGUAACAUUGCCUAGUGGACUUCUACUAAAAUUGUUCAAAACAUGACCCCUGGGUCAAAAUUGACCCCGCUCCAGGGGUCACUUGAUUUUACAAUUGAAAAUAUUAAAAAAUCUUCUUCUCAAAAUCCAGAAGCCCUAGAGCUUAGAUAUUUGACAAGUAGCAUUGCCUAGUUGACCUCUACUAAAGUUUUUCAAAUCAUGACCAAGGGGUCAAAAUUGACCCAGUCAUAGGAAAAUCUUCAAAAAUUUCCAAAAAUAAACCAGAAGGCCUAGAGCUUAGAUAUUUCACAUGUAGCAUUCCCUAGUAGACCUCUACAUCAUUUGUUCAAAUCAUGACCCCCUGGGUCAAAAUUGAUCCCGCCCCAGGGGUCAAAUGAUUUUACAUAGGAAAUCUUCAAAAAAUUUCUAAAAAUAAACCAGAAGGCCUAGAGCUUAGAUAUUUCACUUGUAGCAUUGCCUAAUGGACCUCUACAAAAUUUGCUCAAUUAUGUCCCCCGGGGUCAAAAUUGACUCCGCCCCAGGGGUCACUUGAUUUUACAUAGGAAAAUCUUUAAAAAAUUUCAAAAAAUAAACCAGAAGGCCUAGAUCUUAGAUAUUUGAUAUGUAGCAUUGUCUAGUAGACUUCUACAAAAUUUAUCCAAAUCAUGACCGCUGGGAUCUAAUUGACCCCGCCCCAUGGGGUUACUUGAUUGUACAUAGAAAAACCUUUAAAAUUUUCUAAAAAUAAACCAGAAGGCCUAGAGCUUAUAUAUUUGACAUGUAGUAUUGCCUAGUGGACCUCUACAAAUGUAUUUCAAACCUUGAUCCCCCUGGGUCAAAUUGAUCCAGCCCCAGGGGUUACUUGAUUGUACAUAGAGAAAUCUUCAUAAAUUUGCUAAAAAUAAACCAGAAGGCCUAGAUCUUAGAUAUUUGAUAAGUAACAUUGCCUAGUAGACUUUUACAAACUUUAUUCAAAUCAUGACCCCCGGGGUAAAAUUGGUCCCGCCCCAGGGGUUACUUGAUUGUACAUAGGAAAACCUUCCAAAAAAUUUCUAAAAAUCAUCAGUUUGACAUUUGAAACAUGUAGCUCAUAUUACUCAGGUGAGCGAUCCAGGGUCAUCAUGACCCUCUUGUUGUGUAUGUAAAUGUUAGAUUUGAUUCGUCGACUUCCCGUCGUCUACCCUGCAUACUUUUGUUUCUUUUAUGCAGUAUUGUGUUAAUGUGUGUUAGCUACCAGGUAGUGUCAGCAAAUACAGUUCUUUUGAUUAACGUGUAAUAGGAAUAGAAUUUAGUUGCAAACAAUAUCGUGCAAAAUGUAUUUUUAAAAUCAUCACUGUCUGUAAAUUAGAUAACAUCUAAUUGUACCUGAUCGUAUAGCCACGAUAUAUAAUUAUUUGUUGAGCUCUAGUUUCUUAUUUUAACACUAACUAUUUUCUGUAACAUUGCUUAUUUGUAUUUUCAUUUGCUUUUAAUAACCUACCAUUUUGUCAGUUUAUAAAAUGCUAUAUUCGUGGGUUUCGCCCUCGAAUAGGAGCAAGCAAGAAGAGCCCUGUUGUAUAUAAAAAGAUAUUUUUGGCUGAAGUCAUCUUCCUUAAUUCUUCUGCUUUUUAUAUGAACGGCUUUAUAUGCAAUUACUUAACAUGAAUGUUUAAGUGUCUUUGUUUUUAUCAUACAUGUUUUCCAUCACAUCUCGCUUACUCCUCACUCACUCUGCCUUUGAUAUUUUGGAAAUGGUAGACGGAGCAGUUUUUAUCGUAGUCCCCAUAACAUAAAGUGUUACAUGUUAUGUUGUACGCGUAAAUUCAUACAUGCACGCGUAAUUACGUUUGCGCGUGUAUAUAGCACGUAUAUAGCACGUCCAUAUAAGCAUGCACCUAAAUAUUUACACGUGGACGUAUAUAUUUACGCGUGCACACAAGUUGUUACACGUGCAUGUAUAUUUUGAAAUGGGCGCGCACUAUAUUCAUUAAAUUCUACAACGCCCGACUAUAUCAAACACCUGGUAUCUUAUCAUAGGGGAACAUGUUUCACUAUAAUUAUGCUUUAGUAUUAUAUAUGCUGCGCAAGAGAAAACUAAAGUGCCAUACGACAAUGUUCCUGUUGCAGUGACAUAGAUCUUACUGAUUUAUAUACAGGGAAUAUCCAAACCAUAAAAUUUCAUUUCAGUAUUUGUAAUAUGUAAAAUGCUGAAUUCUGCUCAGUCCGGGGCUAGAGGGCGUGGACGAUAGCAUGAAGUUUCUACCACCGUCAAUGUGCAAUUUAAUGUUUGCCGUGUUGAGCGAGCUGUUGCUUAUCAAAUUUUCUAUUUUAGAAACUAUUUUGAUGCUGAACAGAAAGUAAAUAAUAAAUCACACAAGUAAAAUUGGGAUUAACAGAAAUUAAUUUAUAAGUUACACAGUAAAUGGGAUAAACACAAAAUUAAUUCAAAAAGUUAAAAAGUAAAAUGGGAUUAUCAGAAAUUAAUUAAUAAGCUACACAGUAAAUGGGAUAAACAAAAUUAUUUCAACAGUUAAAAAGUACAAUGGGAUGAACAGAAGUGAUUUUUAAAAAGUACAAUUGGGAUUAACAGAAAUAUUUUAUACAGUUCAUCUUUUAUGUUCUAUGUUCUAUGUACCAUUAACCUGCUGAUUGUUAGCACUUUUCGAUAUGCGUAAGCAAUAUAAAAAGUGGACAUUGUAAACGUACAAUAAGAGACAAUGAUACAUAAAGAGACACACAAAACAACAACGCUAAAUCUAUAUAGCACAGUAUUAUUUCUUGAACAGAUGAUUGGCCGUCCUUUAUUAAAUUAAAUAAAUAUAAAAAUAUAGAACAACCACUGUGUCAGUCUCAUGAUCUUCGGAUCUUCUGUUUUUCUCAUCUUCUUUUCUUUUCUGUUUAGUUUUCAUCGUUGUACGAUUGAUAAUAAAGACUAUAAAGUUACCUUAA
This is a messenger RNA of Mercenaria mercenaria, 9326 nucleotides long. RefSeq lists its product as uncharacterized. The record is from RefSeq and is a predicted model, not a curated record. NCBI's taxonomy places the organism in Eukaryota, Metazoa, Mollusca, Bivalvia, Venerida, Veneridae. The coding region runs from base 399 to 5681 and encodes 1760 amino acids. The transcript is spliced from 16 exons. Gene Ontology annotation, biological process: Notch signaling pathway; protein ubiquitination.